This is a messenger RNA of Oncorhynchus tshawytscha (Chinook salmon), 4773 nucleotides long. RefSeq names its product histone-lysine N-methyltransferase NSD2-like. Gene Ontology annotation, biological process: regulation of DNA-templated transcription. NCBI's taxonomy places the organism in Eukaryota, Metazoa, Chordata, Actinopteri, Salmoniformes, Salmonidae. The record is from RefSeq and is a predicted model, not a curated record. Gene Ontology annotation, cellular component: nucleus; chromatin. Gene Ontology annotation, molecular function: histone H3K36 methyltransferase activity; protein binding.
GCAGCAGCAGCAGCAGAAGAAGAAGCGUUACAGUUGCUCUCAACCAAUCGGAACUGAGUGAGGUUGGAUGGGAUGGACAGUAAGGGACGGUCUGGGAUGGACAGUACCAGUAAGGGGCGGUCUCUGCCCUCGAUGCCAGAGGCCCUCAACCCAGUCAGCAUGAAUCAGCUGUCUGAACCCCUGGGGGGGAGGAUGGGUCGGGGUGGGGGUGAUCUGGGGGCGGACCCGGCCCUGCUGAUGGACAAGGCAGCUGCCCAGUUGGCCGUGACACUCCAGGACAGUGUUCUAAACAACAUGGCUGCCCAUGGUCAUAACCAUAACAACCACAGGCAUGAGAGGCUGAAGGACCUGACGUCCCUCAUGCUGAACGGCGACCAAGACAAGCUGCCCAAGCUGUGCCACCCUGAGCCCCCCACCCUGAAGGGUGCUGAGCCCCCCUCCCACCCCAGCCCCCAGAGGAAGGCCACCUCCCCCGAGAUUAAACUGAAGAUCACCAAGAUGGUGUCCAAGGGGAAACCGCCACACUUCGAGCCGUGCUGUGGAGAGGGGCCCAACCUGCCUGCGGAUACUGAGGGCCUCGUGGCUCUUGCCAGCAAGGAGGGGAGGAGAAAGAGAAGACCCAUUAAACUCAAACACAGCUCUGCCUCUAACCCUGUUCCUGUGGAGGUGUCUGCUGCCAGUCAGCCAGAGGAGGGCACUGCUGCCCCACAACAGAUCCAGCAGGCCAGUACUCUGGUGGAGGAUGAGGAGAGCCUGGAGGAGGAUGAGGAGAGCCUGGAGGAGGAGGAGGAGAGCCUGGAGGAGCAGUCUACCCCUGUCCAUGCAGGGUUCUCCGUGGGUGAUGUGGUGUGGACCAAGGUGCCAGGUUAUCCCUGGUGGCCCUGCAUGGUGUCCACUGAUCCAGAACUCAACACACACCUCAAACACAAAGCAAUUAACAGCCGGACAGCUGGAGUCAUGUACCACGUCCAGUAUUUUGGAGACACCCUGGAGAGAGGCUACAUCUUUGAGAAGAACAUGGUGUCAUUCAGGGGGGAGGAGCAAUAUGUCGAGCUCUGCCAUGGCGACAAACAACCUGCCUCCCGGGUCGUCCACAGGAAGAGUACCACUCCGUCCGUUCCUCGUAAGCUCCAUGCCCAGUGGGUGGUGGGCAUCACUCAGGCCAAGGAGGCUGCCAGCCUGGCCCUGGAGGAACGCCUGGUCAAGUACACCUUUACCCACGAUAGUGGCGGACCACACCUCAACCCCAACAUGCUGGCUAAGCUUUGCCCUGCUGAGCCUGGCCAAUAUCCUGUACCAUCCAGGCGGAGCCCCAUGCCCCCCAGCCCUGCCAGCCCCCAGGCAGACAGCAGCACUUCCCUGGGGAAGAAGAGAGGAGGCCCCAGAAAAACAGAUGGGAAACAGAAGCAGACUACUUUUACACAGAAAAAGAAAGCUAACAUGGUGGUCUCCCCUAAAGGACCAACACAGAUGCUGUUUCAGGAUGGCCUCUCCACCACCUCAGAGACUGAACUACUUGAAUCUCAGAGCCAGAAGAGGUCCACACUGAGAACUGAGAGGAAGAGAUCCAAAGUGGUUAUUGUGACUACAGACAUUCCAGAAACCCCGUCACCUGCACCCACAGCGAUAGGUAGGAAGGAACGUCAGAAGCAGCAGCCUGGUCAACAGCCCGGUAAACGAGCUCUAAAGGAGACCGAGGAGAAGGACCAACAGCCCGGCAAACGAGCUCUAAAGGAGACCGAGGAGAAGGACCAACAGCCCGGCAAACAAGCUCUAAAGGAGACCGAGGAGAAGGACCAACAGCCCGGCAAACAAGCUCUAAAGGAGACCGAGGAGAAGGACCAACAGCCCGGCAAACGAGCUCUAAAGGAGACCGAGGAGAAGGACCAACAGCCCGGCAAACGAGCUCUAAAGGAGACCGAGGAGAAGGACCAACAGCCCGGCAAACGAGCUCUAAAGGAGACUGAGGAGAAGGACCAACAGCCUGGUAAACGAGCUCUAAAGGAGACCGAGGAGAAGGACCAACAACCCAAAAAGAAACCUAGAGUAGGUGACAAACAGAAGGCUGUGGCAGCAGAGUCCUCCGCCCCCACGAAGAAGAGAAACAGAAAGAAAACGGAGACACACGUUAAAGGAUUCACUAGGUCUAAAUCACCAGAGAAGAUUAAGCCAAUCAGGAAGAGGCAGGACUUGGCCAUCCAAUCAGCAGCUUCCCAGGCCAAGAAGAGGAAGCGAGCAGCAGCCAGUCCUGAGCCAGAGGGCUCUGGCGGUGAGGAGCGUCCAGAGUCCCCCAGUGACAGCAUAGACCAGGCCAGCGGGGCCAAGAAGGCAAACGGAGGAGGCCCCAAGAAGGAAUCUGUCUGUCAGGUGUGUGAGCAGGCUGGAGAGGACGUGGUGCCAUGUGAGGGUCAGUGCUGUGGGUCCUUUCACCUCUCCUGUCUAGGAUCCACCCUGAAACCACAGGACAAGCUUCUCUGUCCAGACUGCACCUCAGGGGUGCACCAGUGUUUCAGCUGUAAGCUGUCGGAGGGGGAGGUGCAUCGCUGUAACGUGCUGCACUGUGGGAUGUUCUACCAUGACGCCUGCGUCCGCAACAAUACCCUCACUGUGUUUGACAACAAGGGCUUCCACUGCCCGCUUCACACCUGCAUCAGCUGCCACUCCAAACCCAAGGCUACCAAGGGUAAGCUGAUGCGUUGCCUGCGCUGCCCGGUGGCGUACCAUACAGGAGAGGUGUGUGUUGCGGCUGGCAGUGAGAUGUUGACCCCCACCACCAUCAUCUGCACCAACCAUUUCUCACCCAAGAAGGGCUACAGCCACCACUCGCAUGUCAACGUCAGCUGGUGCUUCGUCUGCUCCAAAGGUGGCCAGCUCCUGUGCUGUGAGUCGUGUCCAGCAGCGUUCCAUCCAGACUGUCUGAACAUCGCCAUGCCGGAUGGCAGCUGGUUCUGUAACGACUGCCGGGCCGGAAAGAAACCCAAAUAUAGAGACAUCAUCUGGGUCAAACUGGGCAACUACAGGUGGUGGCCUGCAGAGAUCCAGCACCCCCGGAACAUCCCCACCAACAUCCAGCACCUUCGCCACAAAAUCGGAGAGUUCCCAGUCUUUUUCUUUGGUUCUAAGGACUACUUCUGGACGCACCAGGGUCGAGUUUUCCCCUACAUGGAGGGAGACAGGGGCAGCAGGGUCCAGAAGACUGGGAUAGGGAAGGUCUUCAAGAACGCGCUUUUGGAGGCAGAGAAUCGCUUCAAGGAGAUCAAGAUGGAACGGGAGGCCAAGGAGACGCAGGAGAACAACAGGAAACCACCUCCGUACAAAUACAUCAAGAUCAACAAGCCCUGUGGCCGGGUGCAAGUCUACACAGCCGACGUAUCAGAGAUCCCCAAGUGUAACUGUAAGCCCACGGAUGAGAAGCCGUGUGGGUUUGAGUCAGAAUGCCUGAACAGGAUGUUGAUGUACGAGUGCCACCCUCAGGUCUGUCCCAAUGCAGAGCGAUGCUGCAACCAGGACUUCACCAAGAGACACUACCCAGAGACUAAGAUCAUCAAGACUGCUGGCAAGGGCUGGGGUCUGGUGGCACUACGGGAUAUUAAGAAGGGUGAGUUUGUGAAUGAGUACAUCGGAGAGCUGAUCGAUGAAGAGGAAUGUCGCUCCAGGAUCAAGUACUACCAGGAGAAUGACAUCACUCACUUCUACAUGCUCACCAUCGACAAGGACCGGAUUAUAGACGCUGGCCCCAAAGGAAACUACUCCCGCUUCAUGAACCACAGCUGCCAGCCCAACUGUGACACGCAGAAGUGGACGGUGAACGGAGACACGAGAGUCGGGCUGUUCGCUGUCUGUGACAUCCCUGCUGGGACAGAGCUCACCUUCAACUACAACCUGGAUUGCCUUGGUAAUGAAAAGACGGCGUGUCGCUGUGGAGCUUCCAACUGUAGCGGUUUCCUUGGAGAUCGGCCCAAGACGUCUGGUUUCCAGGCCGCGGAGCCCAAGGGGAAGAAAGCCAAGAAGAAAGUGAAGAAGCGUCGGGCGCGUAACGAGGGGAAGGAGUCUGAGGACGAGUGUUUCCGCUGUGGAGACGGAGGUCAGCUGGUUCUGUGUGACAGGAAGAGCUGCACCAAGGCCUUCCACCUCUCCUGCCUGGACCGCACCAAGAGACCCUUCGGGCGCUGGGACUGCCCGUGGCACCACUGUGACGUGUGUGGGAAGCCAUCUGAGGCCUUCUGCCAGCUGUGCCCCAACUCAUUCUGCAAGAACCACCAGGAGGGGGCACUACGGCUCUUGCCCCCCAAGGGACAGCUCUGCUGCCAAGAGCACGACCACCUCUAACACAACACCCAGAGUGGACUGAGGCCUAGGCUGACCCGGACCCCGACACACCCCCUCGGACCCCCUAAAGUCUUCAGGAGAGGCCAUGACCACAGUCUGGGAGACGCUGACCUGCAGCAGAACUGGGCCCAACUCCAUAAUGUCUUCAAGAUGACAGACGGACAGAAAUCCCUUUAUCAAUGUAUGUUGUCUCUCUCCUCAUCAGGGAUCUGCUGUACUAAUCUACAACUCGAACCAACCAGGUCCUUUUACACUCAGAUAGCCAGCUAAUCAGGUCCUUCCACCUGUUAGUUGUUUGUCUGUAACUCAUCUGCACUGAGAGAACUAAACACACAAGACAGUCAGAGUACAGUACACGUCCCAGUUAGUCAGCAGAGUACAGUACACGUCCCAGUUAGUCAGCAGAGUACAGUACACGUCCCAGUUAGUCAGCAGAGUACAGUA